ACCAAAACGUGGUAAUUCCCUUACUUAUGAAAUGGUAACAGAAUUUCUUAACCUCUUUACCAAAAUUGAAGACGAUCCUUCAAUACACAUUAUUGUAAUAACUGGAGCAGGAAAGUAUUUUUGUACGGGGCUAGAUUUACAACUCUCAGGCGAAAUAUCUGAUAACUUUGAAAUAGGUUAUCGUUUUUAUAAAACUAUUAAAGAUUGUUAUAAACCCGUGAUCGCCAAGAUAAAUGGACCGGCUUUAGGCGGUGGUCUAGGCUUGGUAUUUACAACAGACAUUAGAAUAACAUUAAAAGAAGCAUAUUUUUCAUUUCCGGAAGUAAAAAGAGGAAUUGUACCAGCUAUAAUUUCACGAUAUGUUGUUCCAGAAAUUGGGUUAUUUAAGGCAAAACAAUAUAUGCUGACAGGAGAAAAGAUAUCAGCAGAACAGGGAUUUUCAGAUAAAUUCAUUACGUGUGUUGUGGAAGAUCACGAAGAACUGAAUAACAAAGUUAAUCAGUAUACGAAACUACUUUUAUCUAAUGCACCGGUUGCAAUUAAAGCAAUUAAAGAAUUAGUAAAUUUAAUUGGGUCGACAGAAAACGAAGAAUUAAAAAAAAAUUAUAUCCAAAGA
Molecule: messenger RNA, 616 nt
Organism: Cetraspora pellucida
Lineage: Eukaryota; Fungi; Glomeromycota; Glomeromycetes; Diversisporales; Gigasporaceae
Source: the annotation of a GenBank genome assembly